Messenger RNA from Coprinopsis cinerea okayama7#130, 2004 nucleotides. RefSeq names its product ACE1 transcription factor. Gene Ontology annotation, molecular function: RNA polymerase II cis-regulatory region sequence-specific DNA binding; copper ion binding; DNA-binding transcription factor activity, RNA polymerase II-specific. Gene Ontology annotation, biological process: intracellular copper ion homeostasis; positive regulation of transcription by RNA polymerase II; intracellular iron ion homeostasis. The transcript has 5 exons. Lineage: Eukaryota; Fungi; Basidiomycota; Agaricomycetes; Agaricales; Psathyrellaceae. The record is from RefSeq and is a predicted model, not a curated record. Gene Ontology annotation, cellular component: nucleus. Bases 1 to 2004 code for a protein of 667 amino acids.
AUGGGUGUGUGGCCAGGAGAGCGGCGCAACGCCGACCAGCUCAGGGUUCCGUUUCGGGGCGAACAGCUGAUUAUAGGCGCCCGCGGCAAGGCAGUGUUGCGGAGUCUCACGAUCAUCAGCGACAAAAAAUAUGCCUGUGAAACCUGCAUCAAGGGUCACAGGUCGUCGUCGUGCAAACACUAUGACCGCCCGCUCUUCGAAAUCAAGAAGAAAGGCCGCCCGAUAACCCAAUGCGAGCACUGUCGAGAACUGCGCAAAACCAAGCAAGUCCACGUCAAGUGCAUCUGUGAGGGAAAGGCAGACCAAUCCAACUCGGCCAACAAGAAAGGAACCAAGUCAGGUUUUGAAAGCGCCGCGUUUCCCAAUGGCUUGCCUUUACAAGCUGCGGGAACGUUGGUCGCAUUGCAGCCCCCACCAGGGGCUUCGACCAAGCUCGAUGCUGAGAACGGGAAUGGGAAAGGAGGCUGCAGCUGCAAGACGGGCGCCGCAUGCAACUGUUGCACCCCAAAAAAGUCUCAACGACGGACGAGGACCUCAUCCAGCGCCAACCAGCACCGUUCCGCCUCCGCCUCCACCGCCCCCGACUCUCGAGUCCUCGCACGUGUAGCAGAGCUGCGACCAGUCCUCCCAGGGCCUCCCCCUCAUUCUGAUUUCUACCUCUACGGAGCAGGCAGUCACGACCCAUCCUUGGGGAACCACCACCACCACAACUACCCUCGGCACCACGAAAACGUCUAUAGUCCAUACAGUAGGGCCUACAAUGUUCACCAGCACAGCUCCAACCACCCGCACUCCCACAUCUUCCCCUACACAUCCCCCGACGUCCCCCGUGUCAACUCUGCCUCGCCCUCGCUCGAUACCAAUAUGGAUUCCACCCGUAGCCAGCUAACUAUCGGCGCAUGCAUCUGUGGAGAUGGGUGCGGAUGCCGUGGAUGUCAGUCGAACACAGGUGGUACCAACGAGAACCGUACAACUUGUACGAACCCCGAAGGCUGCGCAUCGUGCAUCGACUGCGCCCUGAACACCUUCCAGCCCAUCCAACAGCCCCUGCUGACUCACCAACUCGCAUCAUCAUCAACAGAAGCUGUAGAUUCCAUAGACGACUGGCUUCGUUCUCUCUCCACGCCCGGUCCUGAUACAGGUCCGUCGACAGGGUCAGGGCUCCUGAACGAUCUCAUCCCACCAGAUCCGAAUGCCAAUAGUGGACUAGACUGGGAUGCCGACAUCACUUCCCUGAUGAGGACAACAGCGACCGCGACGACCGCCGAUAACGCCCAACUCUCCUCGGACUAUUCAUCCAUCGCCUUUCCAUCGGGAGGGGAUGGCGGACUGGUCGACUCGGUCGAUUUCGAUGUGGGAUCUCCGUCAAUAUUCCGGCUAUCGCGCUCUUCGAGCCACGGCAGCGCGGCUUACGGGUAUCUUGAUCCUGGGUUUAUGCAAAACCUGCGCUUCGACGGCAUGCCUUCUUCCCAGCAGCAGCAGGUGAAUUCCCAAUCCCAGCACGAGGCACAACUGGAACAGCAGCUCCAACAACAAAGAUCCCGAAGUCACUCUCCCUCGUCUUCUUCCACGAUGUCAAUGACGUUGUCAAUGGGAGCUUUACAAAACGGUGGCUCAAAUGGUUCUGCUUCCUCUUCCUCUUCUUCGUUGCCAUCCAAAUCGGAUCCCCGCAUGAUGGAUUUCGUGUACGGAAGCCUCCAAGUUCCUUACCGGCCUCCCGGACGCAUCCAUUCCCCUAAUCACAGCGCAGGUCACAGACCGAGCCAGAGUGCAAAUCAACAGUUAUUCGCCAACGUCGCAGGGAUACGUUCUGCACCCCAGUUGAUCCUACCAAACCACCUCAACCAUAAUACCCAACUCUCUUCCUCUCAUUCAUCCAGUGUUUCACCUGUUGGAAAUGGUAACGGUAUCGAACACUAUGCAAUUAGCAAUCCGGAUUCUGAUGGUUCCAUAAAUUCUCUUCGGGAUACUGCUAUUGGUGCUUUCAAUCCGUCGAGCUAUUGA